ACCCCUUUGCAAGUUUUGAGCCAAUGGGAUUUUAGCGAGCUGGCAUAAAUUAUUCUUUUAACGUCAUUUAACGUCAGCUCGAGAACCAGUGCCGUCUUUCUCUUCACAAGCCUCCUCCCGGCUUCUCCAUUCCCCUUCGGUCUUGAAGAGCAGGGCUCUAAUAUCCCGUGAAGAUGUCUGACACCGAAGAUGUCGCGGUUGAGGAGGAGGAGGUGCACGAGGAGGAGGCCGAGCCCGAGACCGAGACCGAGCCCGAGCCCGAAGUUAAGGCUGAGAUAGUGGCGGAGGAACCUGAACAUUUGGAAGAAAAGCCAAAACACAAGAUACAUGUCCCGCAACCAGCUGCACCAGAAGGACCUCCUGAGCUUGUCUUUGAUGACAUGCAUCGCAAGCGCAUGGAGAAGGACCUGUCGGAGCUGCAGACUCUGAUCGAUGCUCAUUUUGAAACAAGAAAGAAGGAGGAGGAGGAACUUCUGCUACUGAAAGAGAGAAUUGAGAAGAGACGUCAGGAGCGUGAUGAAAAUAUCCGCCAGCGUGCUGAGAAGGAGAAGGAGCGUCAGCUGAGGAUCGCUGAAGAGAAGGCCAGGCGGGAGGAGGAAGAUCAACGCAAACGUGCAGAGGAGGACUCCAAGAAGAGGAGGCUGCUCACUGACGCAUCUGCCACCUAUGGCAGCACGCUUUCCAAGGCCGAGAGGGGCAGGAAGGGGAAGAAGGUGACGGAGCGCGAGAAGAAGAGGAAGAUUCUGGGAGAACGCCGCAAGGCACUCAACAUUGACCAUCUGAGCGAGGACAAGCUCAAGGAGAAGGCCACGGAGCUGUGGGAGUGGCUGCACGGACUGGAGUCGGAGAAGUUUGAUCUCCUGGAAAGGAUCAAGCGCCAGAAAUACGAUAUUCAAAGCCUGAACAGGAGAGUUGAUGAGCUGAACGCGAAGGGCCGUCGUGGCAAGGGCAAGGGCGCCGCACGCAAGAAGUGAGGCCCCCACCGUCCACCCCGGCAGGCACCCACAGAACGGACGGACGGAUGCGGUGUCCUCUCCUCUCCCGCAUGUCACCCCAACUGCACGACCUCCGAGCGCACAACGAGAGUUGCUCCCAGCCCCACAACCGACGAACGUGCCACCAGUGUUAGCUUAGACGAGAUGGUCUCGCCUAUGGUAGGCGCUUUGUUCUGGAUCAUAAACUUGUUCCCAAUAAGAUGUUUACCCCAGAAAAAUCGAUGGCAAUAUAACCAUGAUUGCACAUUU
This is a messenger RNA of Petromyzon marinus (sea lamprey), 1244 nucleotides long. Its product is annotated as troponin T, fast skeletal muscle isoforms-like. Gene Ontology annotation, molecular function: tropomyosin binding. Gene Ontology annotation, biological process: sarcomere organization; muscle contraction; regulation of muscle contraction. Gene Ontology annotation, cellular component: troponin complex. Lineage: Eukaryota; Metazoa; Chordata; Hyperoartia; Petromyzontiformes; Petromyzontidae. The record is from RefSeq and is a predicted model, not a curated record.